This is a messenger RNA of Trichomycterus rosablanca, 8304 nucleotides long. RefSeq names its product crystallin beta-gamma domain containing 1a (gene crybg1a). The transcript has 22 exons. The record is from RefSeq and is a predicted model, not a curated record. Bases 1 to 7626 code for a protein of 2541 amino acids. Lineage: Eukaryota; Metazoa; Chordata; Actinopteri; Siluriformes; Trichomycteridae.
AUGAGCACCACCAAAACAUCCAGAUUAAAGAAGAUCUUCCUGACCAGGUCCAAGUCUCAGGAGAAGAAAGGCGGGGAGACAUGGGACACUUUGCGCAGCAGAACUUCCCCCAGCGGGGGGAAUCCGGAGCCUCUUUCACCCACCAGCCCGAACAAGAAGAAGAAGGUUCGGAUGUUCGGGUCGCUGCGCCUCAAGAAGAAACCCUCAUCCCUGGAGAUCCCCAGCAGCGAUGACUUCGAUACCACCAGCUACAUGAGCUUUGAUCAGAUGAGUAUUCGGACCGAGGAUUUCUCCAUGGCUGACACGUGGUCCACCUCCCCGUCUGAGGUCACCUCAGUGAUCAGUCUGGACAUCAACACUCCCAUCUCGCCCAGACGACGUCACAGAAAGAACUCUGAGGAGAAGAGCGGAGUGUGGAACCGAGUGACUACGCUGUUUACCAAGAGGCGACGGAGCAGGUCAGGGUCUGAAGGUACGGACGAAAAUACCUCGCCUCAGCCGAGCCCGAGCAAGUGCACAGAUCUGAGGCAGGAGGAGGACGAGUUCGCUUUCUUCUCAGACCGGAGAAGCCCGAGCGUGCAGAGCGUGGCGUCCAUCGUCGCCGAUGGAGGAGACCUGCCCUUCGCCGACAGCGACAGCAGUGGCAGCGUGAGAGCGGCGCCCAUACGCAAGACCGCAGGAGUCAAAGACGAGAAGUCCGGCGAGGAGCUGGUGGUCGAGGCCAGCCGGAAACUCACAGCCUACAUAGAGGAGAUCAGCCAGACCGAUGACGGACCGGACGUCCAGAUCGAAAAGAAGAUUCUCAACACGUGUCCGGAGAUCCCGCUGAGAAACAGCGAGAAGGUUAAAAAGACCGCCCUUAAACCUGUGCUCGGGGGACAGGGGGGUUACAGCACCCUAGCCGGGGUGACCCUCACGCCUCGGACCGAACGAUCCGAAAUCGAAAUCAUGGGGAAGAAAAACGCACACCGGAGGAGACCGCGCAAGCUCAGCAGUGGCUCCCAGGACUCGACGAGCCCAGUCAAAGCGGAGCUGGAGGAGGAGGGAUCCCAGCAGGCCUCACCCUCACCUGUACAGCUCCACAAAGCCGUGUGGGUGGAAACGCACCUGGAGGAGGAAGCCAACCAGAGCGGCUCGUCCACGCAGCUCACGCCUGUCAGACAGAGCCCAGUGCCGGGCAACGGCGACGCUGCCUUUGUACCCGCCGGCGAGUCAGGUUCCGAUUCGUCCCUUACGCACAAAGACCUCCAGGAGACCAAAGAGAAGCGCAGGAGCGUGAAGCUGUCCACCAGCGAGAAGUUCUUCGCCAAGAGAGUCUGGCUGAACUCGCAGUCCAGCUUGGACGGUGACGGACCAGAAGACGCCGCCUCGGGCGCGGCCGCGAUCAGGAAGGCCGACCCCACGCCCCGCACCCAGCAGAAAUCCGAAGUCAUAAUUCUACCAAACCUCAGAGAACUCAGGUUGGAAAUCAAGCCGUCCAACCGGCAGUCACACGACAAAAGCGGUGAUUCAUCGGCGAAGAAGGAAGCUGCCACGGAAAAACAGUCUGAUGAGGGCGUAGAGAAGCCGGCUGAACCUUCUAAAGACGUUACAGACGCAGAAGACGUCAAAGAAAUGUCGGGAUCUAAGCAGCAGGUCAAAGCUGUGGGUUUUGGAACGAGCGCUCGCCAGAUCUCGACUACGCCGUCCAAACGUGUUGGCGCUGGGACAAAUGGGGCUACUGGAAAGGGCCCAGCUCCUCCAGUGGCACCGAAAACAAAAGCUGGCUCGGCUCGGGUUGCAAGUUACGCAGAUGCGGCGAAGGAAGAAAGCGCAAGAAAGACCGUGCAAAACGUCAUCGAGAAAAAGCAAAUUAAAUCGCCCAGCACAAAAGAUCAGCCUAAUGUGUUCACCAAGCCCUGGGACAAGUCAAAAAAUACUAAAAAGACCCCACCUGAGGUGCUGCCCAAACCGAACAAAGCUAGUCUGUCACCUGAUACGCCGGGCUCCUUUCCAAUUCAGACACCUGAGACGGAACAGACAGAGAGAAGUAAACCUAGCUCAGGUAGCACUGUUACAGAAUCCCAGAGCACCUCAUCAUCAGCUGCUCAAAGCGACACAACAUCACCUGUUCAGGAAUUACCUAAAGCUACUCAAAGUCCAGAACCUCGUCAAGCAUCUAAGACUCCGCGUUUGAAAGAGCUAAAGAAAAUGCAGGCGUCAGAAGACGCACCUUCAAAGGAAAAGCAAGACCAGUCCUCAGAAACUGGUUUGGACGUACCUCCAGGAUCAAAUGACUCCAAAGAAGGCGUGAAGAGUCCUACUGAAAAACUUUCAGGACCUAAGAGUAAAUCGCCUACAACCAGAAAGACCCUAAAACUGUCCGAAUCGUUCGAGAAAAGCUCUAAAACUGUCAACAAAACUGAAACCGAAAGCAAGCCAGAGUCGGAGCAGCCGAAAAAGACCAGCGCAAAGGAAACGCCCACGCCCACGGCAGACGCACGAGGCAGUGGACCGAAGAGUCCAAGAAAACACAAAGCAGAGGUCUUAACAACAGGAAGUAAGCUGCCCCGCCUGAUGUCUCCUGGAGCUCCAAAACAGCCCACAGAGGAAGAGUCUGAUCAUGCAGAUUACUCACCAAAGCAAGCCCUGCAAUCCGUUGCCAGGCCGGAGAACGAUGAUUCACUUUCAGCUAACGGUCCCCUUAGUCAGUGGAAAUCUUCUGAACGUGACCAAGCCGCCGGGAAUGCUGUGGUGAAGGGCCCGCCGGAAUCCGAAUUAAAAAGAGCGAGUGAUUUACAGGCGGCCGGUGGCACUGUUCCCUCGCCACAUCUGAAACGCCCGUCUAAACUUAAACCCAGAAGCGAGGCAGAAAAAGUGGAAGUUACGCAGACGGAGGACUCGCAGACUUCUGCUCAAGCGCCGGAGCAGAAGAACGACAAAGCAGAUAAGGUUCAAAGUGUUGAGGCUGCAGCCGACUCGCAAGAUUCGUCUCAAUUGUCUGAGGAGGAAGUUAACAAAGGAAAAGAAGUGAACGCCAGAGGUGCGACCAUUAAACCCACUGCAGAUACCAACACUCCAGCAGAAGUCAAGGACAACAGGGUGGAUACAGAAGUAAAGACCUCGGAGAUGCCUUCAGACCUAAAGGCUUCAUCACAGGCACUUAAACCAGACAUGGACAAGACCAAAGAUGUACAGACGAAGAUUGUGAAGAACAAUGACACUUGUGUAGAUUCAAAAAUGCCACAGAGUAUGGAUAGCCAGACCAUGGAGUCUACAACAAGCGUAAAACAAACUCAAGGAUCUGAACAGGAAAUGAAGAAAGAUAAAAAGUCGACUGUAAAGAGCAGGUCCACAGAGAAGACUCAAGAAUUAAAACUGAAGCCGGUCACAUCUGAAAAGAAAGUUGAAGAAGUUCAGACUGUCAGUAUUACUGCUGUAGAGCCGACAGCAAACCUGAAAACAGAAGAAGCUAAGUGUAAGGUUCAGAGUGUGGAUGUUAAGACCUCAGAACAAGUCGUGGAGCCCUCAAAUCAGGCAUCUAAACAGAAAAUGGACAAACCUGAACAGAUGCCAAAAGAGGACAUUAAGACUACACAAAACGAAGCAGAUUCAAAAGCAUCUGACAAGAAAGCUCUGGUACCUGAGAAGGAGCUGGACAAACCUACCAAACCUUCCAAGAACCAGGAUGCCUCACUUAAAGAAUCAAAACCAAGUACCAAUGAAAGUACUGGAGAACUUUCUGACCAGGCUAAGACCAAACCAGCACUAAAAACUAAUGAAUCUCAACUGGCAAAAGCAAGUGAAGACACUUCAAUGGAUGGUAAGUCUCAAACCAAACCAAGUCCUGUCAGUGAAGAAUCUUCAACAGAUAAAUACCAACCAGCUACUACAAAGAAUGAGGAAUCGUCACAAAAACAAAGAGUCAGUGGGCACAAAAAGACCAAACCUGAGGAAGUGGUUCUACAUGAGAAGACCUCUGAGAAACCAACCAGUCAAGAAGAAAAGAACGCUCUAGUAAAUGGUAUUGUAGAAACCCCACCUGAAACUACUGAUGUCGGUCAUACUGGAGAAGCUGGCAAGAAGGAAGCGACAGUUGACCAGCCAAAGGUAUUAGAGAAGUUGUCAGAUACAAAAGUACCACCUAGCAAAGUGCUACCGUCGGUACCUGAACAGAUUACUCUUAACAAUGGCAGCAACGUUCCUGGCAAACCUAAAGAUACAAAGGAAGUGACCUUGCACGUGGCGAACAAGUCUGAGGUCAUGAAAUCCAUCACCACAGACGAUCUAAAAACAAGUCCAACACCUAAACCCAACCUCACAACGUCUCAGAAUUCACCCAAGUCUGAGAAACUUCCUUCACAGCUGAACAAAUCUCCAAAGACAGCCAAGGACUUCGCCAAGGACUUCAUGCUGGCAUCUAAAAACCUCUCCCAAAGCAAAGAGUCUCCAUCUAGCUGGCUGGAUGUGGAUCAAAGAUUUAAGAAGAAGCAAAAUAAGCCGGAGAGGAAAAAAGACCUCUCGGCGAGCCAGGAGAACCUCCUGGACGCCUCUGAUGAUUCUGAAGACUUCAUCCGCAAAAUCAAGGAACUGUGCGCCCCGUUUUUAUUCCCCCCGAAGAAGCAUGGUCGGUCCAGGAUGGUGACCCCUCCUUUUGCCCUCCCAGCUAUCAAAGAGGACCACUUCGAGAAGACCUUCGAUCCCGAGGAGUUUAAAUUCGGCAUGAGAAAGACCUUGGGGCCGAAGGAUCCGUCUCCGGCCAUGAUGAUCAGGAAAAAUGAAGACACGAGGAACAAACAGGCUCCAAAACGCUCGGGUACUGAAGACAGUAUGAUCUUCAAAGCGCUGUCCACCCGACGAGAAAAAACAGAAGACAAGGUUACUGACACCAAGCAAAGCGCUGAAGAUCAGCCAAGUGCAGAAGGCCCUGGGAAGGUCUCGUCACGCUUGGAAAGAAUGGCCAUCCUGUCAAAUUUAAUGAAACCAAAGAAUAGGGUCAAACCUGACCUGAAGCUUGUUUCAAGCGAAGCAUUAUCGCCCACAGUACCACCAUCUCCAUCACUAUUUCAGGAGCUUCCAACACCCGGAGACAACAGUGCCAUGACGACACCUGAAGUCGCCGUGCCUCCAGGACUUUUAAACGGAAAACUGACAGAAGCAGGUACCUCUGUAGUUGGGUCUGUUGAUGUACCGAAAAGCCCACUAGUUCCUCCUCCUAUGCCCAACUUCUCCGAGAUCAAACUUCCUGAUUUCCUGGAGAUGUUCCUUAAGAAAGAACCCACCACACCUACCACACCUUUUGCCUCCACCCCAGAGCUUCCUAUUCUGCCCCCUUCAGUGGAAAUGGGAACCAUACCUGGCUUAUCAGAUGCAAACGUGGGUCUGAAGGGGUUGCCGGAGCUCCCGAAGCAACCAGUCUUCCAGCCUAAACCAGCACUGCCACAAACCACACUACCCUCGCCUACAUACUCACAGUUCACGCCCAGAGGAUUUCACAAGCGUCCCGGGAAGAUGGUGAUCCACCAGCGGCCGCAGUUCGGAGGCGAGGCGUACGACGUGUUCAGGGACGUGGAGGACGCCACCUCGUUACAGCUCUCGCCCGUCAUCUCUCUGAGAGUCGUCAGAGGAUGCUGGCUGCUGUAUGAGAAGCCGGGAUUCCAGGGGCGCACCAUCGCUCUGGAAGAGGGCCCGAUGGAAGUGGUGAACCAGUGGGCGGAGCCAGAGCCUAACCAGGAGGUGGGGCCCGACGGGAUUCCGAUUCCGACCAAACCCUUGGUGAUCGGUUCCAUCCGACUGGCCGUCAGGGACUACACUGUGCCGAAGAUCGACAUCUUUCCCGAGGCGAACGGGAUGGGCCGCAUGUCCUCGUACUGCGACGACGUCCUCGAGCUGGGAACCUUCGGACGUCCUCAUAGUGCCGGAUCCAUCAGAGUCCACUCCGGGGUCUGGCUGGUGUUCAGUGAUCCAGGGUUUCAGGGCAUGCUGUCUGUCCUGGCGGUAGGAGAGUACCCAUGUCCCGAAUCGUGGGGUUUCCCCGACCCCUUCAUCGGAUCCAUACGACCCCUCAAAAUGGGCAGCAUCAAAGUGGAGAAUCCUCAUGAAGUUCGGGCGCUGCUGUACGAGGAGCCCGGGCUCCGGGGCCCCUGCCUGGAGGUGGACUCGGACGUCCCCCUGAUCGGAGGAGACGAGGAGGAGGACGAGGAACAGACCGAGGGAGGAGAAGAGAACGCCGAGCCCUCCUCACCCGUCCAGAACAAACUGAGAAGCGUCGGCUCUAUGAAGAUCCUCAGCGGCCUCUGGGUGGGGUACACAGAGCCCGGGUUCGAGGCCCGACAGUUCGUUUUGGAGGAGGGCGAGUACCUGGACUCUUCGGACUGGGGAGGAGCGACCGACGUCCUGCGCUCCCUGCGGCCCGUCCGCUCGGAGUUGGUGUCUCCUCACCUGAAGCUGUUCAGUGAGAGGGAUUUCAGCCCGAGGAGCCUGAACGUGGACAUGCUCGUACCCGUCAUGGUCAUGGAGGAGACCGGAUACGGGGCCAAGACCCAGUCUGCGGAGGUUCUGUCUGGAGUGUGGGUUCUGUUCGAGAACCCGGCGUUCUCCGGGGAGGUGUACGUUCUGGAGAAGGGUCUGUACGCGAAUCCGGAGGACUGGGGCGCCAACAACCACAAGAUCUCGUCUAUGCAACCCGUGUUUCUGGAACAGACAGGAGGCCUGCCGCGGUUUAAGGUACUUCUGUUCUCUGAGCCCGACUUCCUGGGGGAGGUUCAGGUAGUGGAGGAGAGUGUGGCGUUCCUGCAGGAAGGGUUCUGUCCUCGCUCCUGUAAGGUCCUCGCUGGAAGCUGGUUGGCGUUUGAAGGCGCUCAGUUUACGGAGAACAUGUAUGUACUAGAAGAGGGCGAGUACUCUACUCCCCAUGCCAUGGGCUUCUCUCACCCCGACUGCUCCAUCCUCUCACUGCACACCGUCGGUCAUGAGUUCUCUCUUCCCUCCAUCACACUCUUCUGUAAGGCGUGUUUCAGAGGGAGGAAGGUGGUUCUGACCGACGGCGUCGUAAACCUGUCGCUGAUCGGGAUCGACGGACAGAUCCAGUCACUGGUGGUGACUGGAGGAAUGUGGGUGAUGUACGAGGGCAGGAACUUCCACGGCCGCCAGCUCCUCCUGCAGCCCGGUGAGAUCGGUGACUGGAGGAAGUUCAGCGGCUGGCAGCAGAUCGGAUCCCUGCGACCUCUGCUGCAGAAGCCGGUGUAUUUCCGCCUGCGCAGUGCUGAGACGGGGUGUGUGAUGUCCCUGUACGGCUCUCUCGAGGACCUCAAGCUGGUGAGGGUUCAGGUCCUGGAGGAGAACGGUGGAGACGAGCAGGUCUGGCUUUACCAGAAUGGACAGCUGCACUGCAAGUUAAUCGAGGAGUGCUGUGUAGAGCCUUCAGGAGGGAUGCUGAUGGUGGGCAGUCGUAUAAACAUCUCCCCCGAGCCCGGACAGGAGAGUCAGUUCUGGAACAUCACGGCCGAGGGCCUCGUCCGCUCCAACCUCCAACCCGACCUGGUUCUGGAGGUCAAAGGUGGGCAGCAGUACGAUAAGAACCUGGUGAUCCUGAACGCGUUCGACGAGAGAAAACCCAACCAGAGGUGGACGGUGGAGAUUCUCUAACAGCAGCGCGGAGCUCGUCCGUACAGCGGUGGGCCGUGUGGCGCAGCUCCACCGGGAGGCCCAGGACUUCUGAGCUGAACUGGUUUUCAGACUCACUAAAGAUGAGUUUUCUUCUCAGACGCACCAGGACUGUCAAGUGUGUGAAGAUGCCCGCGGGUGGCACUCGGACGCUGCGUAUCAGAGACUGAACUGGCGCUUCGGUUGAAGAUUAUGAACUGCGUUUAUGAAAGCAGUGAUCUAUGCAAUUAUACAGUGUUAACACGAGGUGUUGUAAAGAAUUACCCCCCCAUGACCCCCAAAAUUCUUCUCUUUAAAGUGCCUUACUUUGUCUGCCUCACUUUAUCUGCCUCUCAUUAUCCACUUUACUUUAUCUGUCUCUUUAUCUGCCUUACUUUAUCUGCCUCUCAUUAUCCGCUUUACUUUAUCUGCCUUUAUCUGUCUCACUUUAUCUGCCUUUAUCUGUCUCACUUUAUCUGCCUUUAUCUGUCUCACUUUAUCUGUCUAUUUGCCUUACUUUAUCUGCCCCACUUUGUCUUUUUCUGCCUCAAUUUGUCUUUAUCUGCCUCACUGUCUUUUUCUGCCUCACUUCAUCUGCCUUUAUCUGCCUCACUUUAUCUCUUUAUCUUCAGCAGCUGUAACAUAACUGCCGUCGUAUUAAGAAUAAAAUAUUUGACCGUU